Sclerotinia sclerotiorum 1980 UF-70 is the source of this 717-nucleotide messenger RNA. RefSeq lists its product with no specific name. Bases 1 to 717 code for a protein of 238 amino acids. Lineage: Eukaryota; Fungi; Ascomycota; Leotiomycetes; Helotiales; Sclerotiniaceae. The transcript has 2 exons. The record is from RefSeq and is a predicted model, not a curated record.
AUGGCAUCUUCAUUACGCGCCGCUAGUUCCAAUGUCGCAAAUCGUACAGUUCAUGUUAAAAUCUUUCCUUCUGCGAGAACAUUUGCGGAGAGGAGGGAGGUUUUGAGGGUUUUGGAGAGGUUUGGUGAGGUGUGUAUGUUUAGGUGUUUGAAGCACCACCCCAUAUCCCCCAUCCAAAACGCAUUCAUCUCAAUCUUCGCCUCCGCAACCGCAGCCCAAGAAAUCAUAAACGCAAGUCCAGUCCGCUAUCGUUUAACCGUCGAACGCAAUCCCUCUCUCCCUAACGAUGUAAAUCCAUCCCCAGCACCGACCAGUAACUCGAAACCAAUCGAAAAAAUCUUUUCUCUUUCUCUCAAUAUCUCCCGGUAUACGCAUGAUCAGUAUAUUUCUCAUCCGCUUACGAAUCCUCUUUAUGGUCCUUUUAAACCAAUUGAUCAUAAGAGAUCGGGGAUAGCGGCGCAUUUGGGGAAGAGUAUUGAGGGGAGGUUGUGGAGUAAGGGGUUGGUGGAUUGGGAGAGUGAUAAUGGGAGGAGGAGUGGAUGGAAUGAAGAAGAGGGGGAAGGGGCUGCGAGGGCGCAGAGGAAUGAUAGGGCUAGUUCGAGUGUGCCGUUGAGAUUGGUGGAGAGGGAUUUGGAGGUUAGGAGGGAGGGGAGACCGAGGGUUAUGGAGGGGUUGGUGGGGUUGAUUGGGAAGGAAAAGGGGGAGGGGAGUGUGUGA